Molecule: messenger RNA, 7954 nt
Organism: Acipenser ruthenus (sterlet)
Lineage: Eukaryota; Metazoa; Chordata; Actinopteri; Acipenseriformes; Acipenseridae
Product: tudor domain-containing 6-like
Exons: 8
Coding region: 368-7399 (2343 amino acids)
Biological process (GO): spermatogenesis
Source: RefSeq, a predicted model, not a curated record
GGUUGGCUUGAAGGAGUUUUGUUUGUGAAGACGAAUAUUGGAACAACUAAGUUGUAUAAUUUGUAACCUUCAAAACUUUGAAAAAUAAACAUUUUUUUAUCAAACAUCCCUUUGAGACUGUUCCAGAUCAAAACAUAUUUUACCCAAAUUAAACUGAACAUUAGGCAAUGUGUUUCGUGAAUUAAUUAUUGAGGAAUCCUGUGUGGACGAACGAGCAGUUUUCCCUCCAACCUGUUUGGUUGAAUCUGACAUUGUUUACGAAAGGAAAGUUUACUUACUGAAAUACGAAAGGGGGUUGUGCAGUAUCUGGCCAUUUUAUAGAUCUUAAACCUUUUAAUGGAAGACUUGACUUUGGAGUUUCUUCAAAAUGUGCUCAACUCCUGGACUGCCGACACCAGGUUCCAAUAUUACUAUUCAUUUUACCAGGAUCAAUCUACAUCCAUAUUCUGUUAUAGUGGAGUUAUGGGGCCAAUUUGAUCAGGAGAGAAAAGUAGAAUACCAACGUUUAAGAAGAGAAAUUCAGACUUUCCCAAAGACUAGGUUUGGAAAUGCAGAAGGAAGUCCUGGGGACUUGUGUCUUGUGCAGAUAAUUGAAACGUGGUACAGAGCAAGGAUUCUUGUUCGAAAAGGAAGGGAUUAUCAUGUGUUUCUUAUUGAUGAAGGACGAACCCUGGAUGUCGUUGCUUAUAAUUUAGCUCAUGGGCGGAAUGACUUUUUUCACCUUCCUCCUGAAGUGGAAUUCUGUAUUCUUGCUAAUGUGGUGCCACUUUCCACUGAGAAUAAAUGGUCCCCCAUGGCUUUAGAGUUUUUGAAGAGUCUCGGUGGUAAAAGUGUUGACGGCUGCGUUCAGGAUGUGUUGCUGCCACAUAGGACUUUCCUCCUUGAUGUGCCCUGUGUAUCCAAACAGAUGUUUGAAAUGGGAUUUGCUAAAAGGUUGUCCAAUAAAACUUUUAAGUUAUUUGUUGAAAGAUCAAUGCAGUCAAUGACUACUGCUUUAUCCAAUCAAGAAUCUCAGCAGCUUUCCCUCUCUAUCAGAAGUAAACUUGUGGAGAGUGGAGAUGUUCCUGAGAAGGACCUUGGGAUCAACCAAGAUUACUUUUAUCCGCAGCUACAAUCUGAAACUACAGAGGCGGUAGUUGUCACAGAACUGAUUAAUCCUUUAAGAUUCUUUUGCCAACUGAGAAUCUUUUCUCAUGAACUGAAGAAAUUAACUGAGCAUAUGAGUCAGUUUUAUGAAGGAAGAUCUGGCUUGGAGAAGACUAUACCAGAAGUUCUGGGAUCUCCGUGUGCAGCUAGAGGAAAAGAUGGCAGGUGGUACAGAUCUAUUGUGCAGCAGGUCUUGUCCAGCAGUAAUGUUGUUGAAGUGUUGCAUGUAGAUUAUGGGAGGAAGGAACUGAUUCCUUUUGGUGGCAUCAGAAGUUUGGCCGCUGAAUACUUCAGAAUGCCGGUUGUCACUUAUUUGUGUUCCUUGCUUGGCUUAUCGGACCAUGGAGUUGGAUGGUCAACUGCCCAGAUGGAGAAUCUGAAAUCUCUUAUUCUACACAGAGUUGUAAAUGCCAAGUUUGAAUAUCACAGUUACUCGGAGGGUGUUUACUAUGUUACUCUCUAUGGAGAUGAAAGUUUAAACAUAAAUCUCAUGCUUGGCAUGAGAGAGACAUGCCUUUCAGAAACAAAGGAGAAUCCUCUUGAAGGUCAAAUUACCGGAGAAACAUUCUGUCUGCAACCUCAAGCAUUAGGUCAAGGUGAUGAACCGGCUUCUGCAGUGCACAGCACUUCAGUGGCAAAUAUGUACAACAUUAAGACAGAAAGCCUUGGACUGGGCUGUUUCUAUGAUGCAGUUGUUGAGUUUGUGACUGACCCUUCAGAAUUCUGGAUUCGGACGCAGGACUAUGCAAUUAAGUUUGACCAAAUGAUGGGUGGCAUUAGAGAGUUUUAUACCAAGGCAACUCAACUAGAAGGCAUUGUCAAAACCCUUAAAACAGGACUUUAUUGUAUUGCUAAAGCCAAAGAUGGCUUGUAUUACAGGGCCGUAAUCCGUAAAUUGCAUGGGCAUUUGAUUGAGGUAGAUUUUGUAGAUUAUGGAAAUACAGAGAUUGUUGACCGGUAUGAUUUGAAAAUUCUUCCUUCCAAGUUUCAAGAGUUGCCUUCUCUAGCAGUGAAGUGUCGUCUUUCAGAUAUCCAACCCAUAGGUGGAAAAUGGAGUAAAAAUGCAGUUACUCACUUCAUAAAGAUAGUUGCCGACAAGGUACUUAUGAUUCAAGUAUCUGCAAAACAUCAAGACGAGUAUGUAAUUGAAUUAAUUGAUAGAUCUGUUGAUGGAGAAAAAUGUGUAAAUAAGUUGAUGUGUAGUGCUGGAUAUGCAGAGUAUGAAGAAACUGAGAAAGCUGUCACCAAGUUUACAAGAAUUGCACAACCUUGCCUUGCAGUGCAAACUCAAAGUGAGAAAACAGACCACUGUAAACUCACCAGAGGCCCUCCUCCUGUGUCAAGCGGCAUGCCUACAAGUGGCUGUGAAACUAGGUCUGUCUUCAAAGAAACUCUGUUUCCAAUAGGAAGUUCUGUAGAAGUAAAUGUGUCGUGUAUUGAAAGUCCAAAUGACUUCUGGUGCCAAUUGUCUGAAAGUGCUGGCUGUCUUGCAUUACUUAUGGAAGAAAUCCAAGAGUAUUAUAUGACUCGCUCAGACCCUUACAAACCUGGUGAAGUAGCUUGCAUUGCUCGACAUGCUCACGAUGGAAGGUGGUACAGAGCAUACGUUAUCAGGAAAAUUCCUGCCUCCCUGGAGGUUGAUGUUUUGCAUAUAGAUUUUGGCAAUACAGAGAAGGUCUCCUUGAAAGACUUGCGUGCCAUAAACCCAGCAUUUCUUCGGUUGAAAGGUCAGGCUUUUAGGUGUAGCCUGUAUAACUUGAUUCAGCCUGUUGCCCAGGAUCCUUUACACUGGAAUGAGAGAGCAGUAUUUCAGUUUCAAGAGUUUGUUGAUAAUGCAGCUACAGCCUGUUUGGAGUUGACGUGUACUAUUUAUGCAGUUAUGUACGACUCAAACAAAGUUGUCUUCAAUGUGGUGGACCUAGAAACACAGUUUCAAAGUAUUUGCAAUUUGCUUGUUCAGAAAGGAUUGGCUCAGUGUGCACUGCCAAAAAAAGCCCCACAGCCUCCCUUUCAUCUUGACACCUACUAUUAUUCAACACACAAUAUAAAAACGGGUGGAGAAGAGGAGAUUUAUGCAACGCACAUAAAAAAUGUGGGUAACUUCUACUGUCAGUUAGGAAGGAAUGCAGACAUCGUACAUCAGCUGGCAGAAAAGGUGAACUAUCUGUGUGAAGAGCUGCAGCGCAUAGACUGCCCCAAAACAUUUGGCACAGUGUGCUUUGCAAAAUAUAGUGAUGGUCAUUGGUACAGAGGGCAAAUUCAAUCUGUAGAACCGACAAUCCAAGUGUUUUUUGUGGAUUAUGGAGACACUCAGGUGGUGGAAAAAUCGGAUUUGCUUCCUGUUCCGAUUGAAGCUAGUGACAUUAUGUCUGUACCUAUACAAGCUGUUGUGUGUGGCUUAUCUGAUAUCCCAGUUGAUGUGCCUAAAAAGGUAAAUGAAUGGUUUGAAAAUGCAAUCUUUGGUAAGACCUUGAAAGCUAUAGUGGUAGCAAAAGAGUCUGAUGGAAAGCUGAUUGUUGAACUGUAUAAUGAGAAUAGCCAGAUCAAUGCAAAUAUCAAAGAAAAACUUGCUGUACAGAGUUUGAGACAGGAACGUCUUUCCAUUGAGGUAGUGGAAACCAAAUUUAGGAAUGCACAAGAACUAACACUAAUGAGGAAAGAAACUACACCAACUUUUAAGAGUAGGGAUGAAUAUAAAGCAAGAUUGUCUUCCCAAAUCGGAGAAAGUAAAUCAUUUAGUGGCGAUUCAGGAGUUGUUUGGACACCAGACAGAGUGAACUGGAGACCACCUAAAGGUGAACAAAAGCAUCUGAUUUCCUCUCCCAAAUUUGAACACAAUAAGAAAAUUGCUCCAUCUAACCAACAGAUGGAUAAUACAAGUCCUUCCAGUGGACCGGCACAUGACUGGGAAGUUUGCAGUUUAAAAGAAAGUGCUGUGGUAAAUGUGAAAACAGGAGCGAGGUCUUUACCUAAUCUUGGAGACCUCCCUCCAAAAUGCAUAGAGCUUGGUGAGGUAAAGGAAGUGUAUGUUUCGCAUUCAAAUUGCCCAUCUAGUUUCUUUGUCCAGUUGGUUCAAGAAGAAGAUGAAAUAUAUUCUGUUGUGGAAAAACUAAAUGCUGAUCAAUUGGGUGCUACAAACCUUGAUGCUGACCGUUUACAGCCAGAAGAUUUAGUGUGUGCUGAGUUUCCUGAUGAUGGUUCCUGGUACCGUGCUGUUUUAAAAAACAAACUUGAAGAUGGCACACUGAAUGUGGAAUUUUUAGACUUUGGAAAUACAGCUACAAUUGAUGCCACAAGGGUUCGUCUGCUAUCCCAAGAAUUCAUAAAAAUCCCAAGGCUAAGCAUUCAUUGCUUGCUCAGUGGAGUGGAAAGUGCCAAUACUGAUGGUGAGUGGGGGCAGGAUUCUGUGUUGCAGUUCAAAAUGGCAACUGGGGAAAAUGAAGGAAUAAAAAAAUUAACAUGUGAAUUCAUGAAGCAGUCUGGACUGUUAUGGGAGGUUAAUCUACUUGACCAGCAGAAUGUUGUUGCCGACUAUUUAGUUAGGAGUGGUUUUGCAGCCAGUAGGAGUGUUAUAAAACAGUGUGUACAGCAAAAAUCAGGUGAAGCAGUCUCAAAAGGUUUGGCUAGUGUUCCUGAAAACAAAAUGAAAGAACCUGAAAUGGAACAGCCUGCCUUACAAUAUUCCAGAUGUGUGAUAUCACCUGGACAGUCAUUGUAUGCCUAUGCUUCUUCUGUGGUGGGUCCAGGAUAUUUCUGGUGUCAGUCUGCAAAUUCUGAUAUCCUUCAAAGAAUUGCUGAAAUGGCAGAUUCAGCUGGAAGCAAUCCAGAAGAGACUGGUGUCUGUGUUGAUUUUCUACGUCCUGGAAACCCAUGCCUUGCUCUGUUUACAGAAGAUGAACACUGGUAUAGAGCAGAAAUAAAAAGAAUACAUAUGGAUGUUCUCUCAAUAAUAUUUGUUGACUAUGGUAAUGAAGUUGAUGUAAACCAAGAAUUACUUAAGUUGGUGCCUGCUGAAUUUUUUGAAAUACCAAUGCAAGCAUUUUUGUGUAUUUUGGAAGGGUUUGAUCUCUCUGCUGGUUGUUGGGAUGUUGGUGCUGCUGAUAAAUUCAUAACACUUCUUUCAGACCAGCUUUUAAAGGUUUCAGUUUUGAAGUGUGAAGAGGAUAACCAUGGAGAUCAUCUAUUUCAUGUCAAAGUAGAGAGCAAUGAAGCAGUGGUAAAUGACAUCAUGAGAAAUUACUGGAAAAUGCAUACUGAAGAAAGAAAGGAGUAUGUAAAUACUGAGCAUGAACAGCAGCAAACUAUUGCAGACAUGCUGGUUGCAAAUGAAGUGUGUCCACCUGAAGAAAAGUCUGAGUUGCAGAGAAGGAUUGCAACAUUGAGUAAUGCUGAAAAACUUCACAUUGGCACUGAUGAACAGAGUAUUCAUUUUGCUUCCAAAAAGGAGAGCUUUACACUGGAUGAAACUGGUGGAGACGCAGACAUGGUUGGAACAACCUAUGAAGCUGUUGACCAUGAUCCCCAAGCUUGUGCUCAAAAACCCUUUCUAUCUGUAGAGAAUUCUGAUUUGUCAACUAUAGAAAGAAAUACAGAACUCUUUGGCGACGCGGGAAAGAUUCAGACAGGCACACUUGAAGACUGUAACCUUCAGUCCAACACAGAGUCUACCCUUACACAGGAAGAAACUCCAAAAGAUAAACACACAGUUGAAAUAAGUAAUGUUUCCCAGUUGCCUUCUGUAGAUGAAACUGGGGACGAUGUUCCAAAAACCUUUACAGUGGAAGAAAUGUGUAAAGUUGUGUCAACAGUACAGAGAGCUACUGAAAAGCUUCAAACAGAUGAACAAAGUGCUAAUCUUCCUUCAAAUACAGACACUGCUCAAGAUGUAACUGUUGUAAAUGAACUUUCAAUAAAAUUAAGUGAUGCUAUUGAAUGUGAAAAAGUAAAACACGAUGUCCAGGAUGUUGAGAGAGUUUCCUUUGAAGAAAAUGUGAACAAUCCUUCUAGAGGAGAAAUCUGUCCAAGGGAAGUAACCAAAGCUGAACAACCCACAGUUCAAACAGUGGAUUUAUUUUAUCAAUGUAAAACGAGCAAUUUUCAUCCCCUAAAGGAUGUUCAAAAAAUAAUUCUGUUUGAAGAGUCUGAGUAUUUGGAAUCAAAUACUGAUGAGCUUAGCUUAAAUAAUGAUCUUUCUUCAAAUGGAGGAGAAACUUGUAUACAAGAAGAAAACUGUACGGACACAAACACAGUUGAAAUAAAUGAUACAAUGGCUAAUUAUCCUAAAUAUGACCAUGCUUUCCUGCUCCUUGAAGAUAUUCAAGAACGUGAUUCCAAUGUCCGUGAAACUAGCAACGCAUGCCACGUUUUAAAUCGAUCUCUAACAGAACAUUCUUGCUGUAAACUGUAUGACGUAGAUCAACAAUGCUGCAUAGUGGAUGGAAACGUUGAGCUUUUGGUUUCUCGUGAUCAGGUAGAAGGUAAAGAUAUUCAUGAGGAGAAUCUCAGACAAUUAGUGGGUUUAGAUUCAGCAGCCGAGGUGGUGGAUAGUUUGGUUCUGGACACGGAGAUCAAAGGGGUGCAAAAUCAACAAAGUGAUCCUCAUGGAUGUGAACCAGAUUUCAUUGGAUUGAAGCUUGAGACUGAGGACGAGCUUGGUGUUGGAUCUGAUUGUGUUGUGUGGGCCUACGUCUCCAAAACUUGGUGCAAGGCUCAGAUUCUGAAGGUGUAUGAUGAGACGACAAAGGUAUUGCUGUUGGAAUCUGAUGCUGAAGCUAUAGUGGCCUCACAGAACAUAUGGAAAAGUGCACCCAAGAGUAUAAAUCAUCCCACUCAGCUGGCUGAUCAGGUCCAUGGUGCAGCUGCAAAAUGUAGUUCUACAACUAGUACAGUCCAGCUAGAUGUGCCUACAUUGGAUGUGGAAAAAGAUUGUGCAUCAAACUCUGGAUUUGAAACAUUAACUUCAGAAGAGCCCCAAAAUGUUAUUCAGUCACCAGAAGACAACAGUUAUGUUGCAGAAAUACGGGAAAAUCCUGCAUUGGAUAGAGAUCAGCAGGAGUUGAUAGGCCUUGUGGCUAAAUUAACCUUAAAAGUUGAAGAGGACAGUUCAUCUGAAGAUGAGGUAAUGGUUUUUGACAGGAAACCUGAAAUACCCUUGGAAAUUACCGAGAUGAGUCUGCAGUGCACAGAAAUACCUAUUGCCUUGGAGAAUGUAACUGGAAGCUGUGAAGAAAUGGCUGGAAAGAGAAAAUACUGAAGAUCCUGAAAUGUUUGUAACAGAAAAGACCAAGUGAAUGUGUAACUAUUUUGCAUAUCCUGUAGCCCCAUACCCAUGUUCAUAUUGUUUUGAAAAGGUGUUGAAACUACAGUCAUCGUGUCUGUGUGCCUUUUGUCUCUUGCUUUUAAUUAUUGUCUUGUAGUGUAGGGGGUAAAAAAUGGACGCAUAACUAUCUAAAUAUAAAAACUAAAUAUAUUAAUUACCUUUUUUGUUAUGGUUCUAGUAUUGAUAUUAAUUCUAGACACGUUCUUUGAGUAGCACAACAUUUUCUAAGUGCUGCAAAACAAUUUAACCUGAUUUCAUUUUUUUUGUUGUUGUUGCCAUAGCACUUAAGAGAUUGACUAAAGCAUUGUUGAAGUAUAACCUGUAUAAAGACUUUAGCAUUGUAAAAAAAAUAUGUACAUUAUUGAAAAGUAUUUCAAGGAAAUGUUAUGCACUUUGUCAUUUAUGAAAAUUUGGAAAGUACUGUUGAGAAAUGAAACUUGGUACUUUAUUUGUUUUGAUGUAAUUUGCAGAAAAUAAAGCUAAAAUUGU